Molecule: messenger RNA, 3187 nt
Organism: Melanotaenia boesemani (Boeseman's rainbowfish)
Lineage: Eukaryota; Metazoa; Chordata; Actinopteri; Atheriniformes; Melanotaeniidae
Gene: gfra1b
Product: gdnf family receptor alpha 1b
Exons: 10
Coding region: 511-1932 (473 amino acids)
Biological process (GO): nervous system development
Cellular component (GO): external side of plasma membrane; signaling receptor complex
Molecular function (GO): signaling receptor activity
Source: RefSeq, a predicted model, not a curated record
AUCAAACGGUGUUAUUUGGUCUUUCCACUUGCAACACGGAAUCUGUUUCUUCGGCUUUUUUUUAUGUGGAAAUAAUUUAAGCUUCCGUUCAACUCCUGGCUGUGAUGAAUAAUAAUUUCUCUCCUUUGUUAAGUUGAACUGAUUGUUUUUUGUUUUUGUUUUGUUUUUUGUUUAUUCUUUCCUGGCUAUGCUUUUAAAGUUUUUGUCCACAAACCGACAGACUGUGUGGGAUCGCUGACAGAACAGACGGAGUAACGGAUCAGUCAGGUGGAAAUCAAUCAGCGCGCUGCAGCCUUAUGUCUGACUUGUUCGUCGGUCCAAAAGUCCAGCGGGUUUGCGCGGUGUGUGUUUAGCUGGACUCAGCUCGAGAGGUGGAAUUGCUACUACUGGAUUUCUAGAAUGCAUCACCAUUUCAGCCCAUACAAUUUCAAACCCGAGGAAAAGUGGCUCAGUCUGAAAAGAUUUCUUAACGUUUUAUUUUAAUUGCACAAAGAACAAUUAUCAAGCGAAAUGAUCUUAACUUUUGUCAUUAUAUUGUCCCUCCUGGACUCGGUGUUCACCUUGAAAGGUGGGAGCAGCUCAGCCUCCCGGCUCGUCCGACUGGACUGCGUGAAGGCCAGUGAACAGUGUCUGAAGGAGUACUCAUGCAGCACCAAGUACCGGACGAUGAGGCAGUGUGUGGCGGGCAGGGAGAGCAACUUCAGCGCGGUCACGGGUCCCGAGGCGCAGGGCGAAUGCCGCAGCGCUAUUGAGUCCAUGAAGCAGAGCCCCCUUUACAACUGCAGAUGUAGGAGAGGCAUGAAGAAGGAGAAGAACUGUCUUCGGAUCUUUUGGAGUAUUUUUCAGAGUUUACAAGGUAAUGAUUUACUGGAAUACUCUCCAUAUGAACCAGUCAAUAGCCGGCUCUCAGACAUCUUCCGCCUGGCUCCCAUCAUAGCUGCUGAGCCUGCAUCCACAAAGGAGAACAACUGCUUGAAUGCUGCCAAGGCCUGCAACCUGAAUGACACAUGUAAGAAAUAUCGCUCAGCUUACAUCAACCCAUGUACAAGCAGGGUGUCCGCUUCGGAGGUCUGCAACAAGCGCAAGUGCCACAAGGCUCUAAGACAAUUCUUUGACAAGGUUCCAACCAAAUACAGCUAUGGGAUGCUGUUUUGCUCCUGUCCUGCGGGGGAUCAGACUGCAUGUGCAGAACGCCGGCGACAAACCAUUGUACCAGUUUGCUCCUACGAGGAUAAAGACAAACCCAACUGCCUUUCCCUUCAAAACACAUGCAAGACCAACUACAUCUGCAGGUCAAGACUGGCAGACUUCAUCAGCAGCUGUCAGCCAGAAGUUCGCUCUAUAUCUGGCUGUCUAAGAGAGAACUAUGCUGACUGCCUGCUGUCUUACUCAGGUCUUAUUGGUACAGUGAUGACUCCAAAUUAUGUGCGAUCAUUUGGUAUUAGCCUGUCACCAUGGUGUGAUUGCAGCAGCAGUGGGAACAGCAAGUCGGACUGUGAUAAAUUUGCAGAGCUUUUCAACAACAACCGAUGUCUGCGAAAUGCCAUCCAGGCAUUUGGCAAUGGUACUGAUGUUGGAGUAUGGCAACCCCAACCCCCAAUACAGCCCACUGUAGAGCCAGCCAUCAUCCGAAGGGGUAAAGCACGAACUAACAAUGCUGUGGACACAUUGACGGAUGUGACUAAGCUGGAUUUUAAUAGCGACUCUUAUCACAUCUGUGGGACUUUACAGGCACAAAAACUGGUGUCAAAUCAAACAGUGGACACUGCUCUUUGUGUGAACCAUCAACUGGACUCAUCCAAGGCUUCAAACGUUGUUGCUAGAAGCUCUCCAGCUGAACUCAUCUGUUUACAGCCCUCAACUAUGCUCCUCGCGCUGGCCUUUGCUUUUACCUCAAGUGCACCGCAGCUCAAAGGUUUCCAGCUUUUGUAGGAGCCAAGGACCAUGGAUCAGCUUUCUUGUUUCAAGAAGUGCUUGAACCAAUUGUAAUUUAGACCUCUGCCAAAGUGCAACACCUACAUUUUUCUUUCAAUGAAAAAGAGAAACAGCACGGUAAAAGCAGUGAAAUCAUAGGCAAUAGUGGAUUAUAUUUGCAGAUUACAUGUUGACUGUUGCUGUGUAGAAAACAGACUUGCUGUGAUAUCAGCUCAUUUGCUUUCCAUGCCCUGCGGGAGCAAUUUUGUGACUUCAAAAAAAAAUAUGAUUCACACUUGGAAAUACAUAUUUUGGAGAUAAACUCUGAUCCUCUGAUGUGAAUUAACUGGAAUGUGUGCAAUCACUGCACUUUUGACUAAAUGGACUGCUGAUAUGCUGAACAGUGUUUUCAGCAUAAAGUGAAUAUUUCUCUGCAUAACUGUAUUUGGAUCCAUCCUGUUAAUAAACUCAAUUUAGCUGAACCAAACAGCAGGUGAAAAAGGUAGAACUGUUGCAUGAGGGGAAAAAAAUUGAACCACAUAUGGAUUGUCUGGACUUUGAUACACAAAAUCUUUGUCAGGGAAACACAAAGGACAAAGACACAUUGAGUGAAAUAUAGUAAGAAUUGUCUCUUCUACAUGUUCAGUAUUAGGUAUAGUUUUGUAGGUUCAGUUGUCAUGGUGGUUUGUGGCUUUACAUCCCUACUAAAAAGACCAUUUUGUACAUAUAUUGUAUGAGUGCACACUCUGUUACAGUAUGCUGCUGUUAGUUUGUAACAUAUUGUCUGUGAUAUUGGUUAGCCACUUUAUCCAGCCUAGCUGUGAUUUAUCAAAUGUGAUGAGAUAUGGUUCCUUUCUCAUGUGGUCACAGAUCUGACUUUACUGUGUGAUUAUGUUUUAAUGGAAAAGUGAAUAAUAGUAUAUUAUACAGUAUUUUCUCCAAAUUAUCAAAGUGUCUGUGACUGCAACUUUAAGAAUUUAUAAGAAGUCUGUCAUGGCUUAAACAUUUUUUAUCAGUUUGAUCCAGGUUUUUUAGACUGAUAGCAUUUAUUGUUUUCAAGCCAUUAUAUCGUGGUAAAGAGUACAAGGACAAGACUUUGAUGAAUAAAGAAUGUGUAAAUACCCACAGGCAGAGCAAAUGCCAAAAUACAAAAGCCAACAGUCAGUUGCAAACAAUUACUGCUGAUAUGAAUGGAGAAAAUGAUGAAAACACAUGGUUAGUCUGUACUUAAUGGCACUAAUUAUUAAAGACAUUCAAAGAAUGUACAACUUAA